UAUUAUUACCUCACAGUCAAUGGAGGCCGCGGCUCGGAAGUGGCAAAUUGUGUUUUGAAACAAGCGCACGUUUUUUUUUUAAACUCUCCCCCCACCCCCACCAAAAAUAAAAAUAGGUGCAUUUCCACACAAGGGAGGCCCAGACUAAAAGUUUAAUGGGUGUUAGCCCUUGCGGCGCUAGGCGAAGAGCGUUCCUGUUGACGCGGUUUCCUCAGCCCAGCCUCCAGGUUUGUUCGCGUCCAGCGGUUUUCUUUCAAUUCGCUGCGAGAGCCCCGAGGAGAUCGCGGUGCUGUCUAGGCCACGGAGCGAGGCCUGGUUCAAGCCUGCCCAUGAACCUCCUUUAAAUAAACCGGUGAAGGCAAUUGGAAGGGGGCGGAUUCCUGGAAAAUGUCAGGCGGCGCGGAUCUCACGGCGAUCUCGGUGCAGCCGCUUGAUAGGAGUUGUUGGGUGUGUUUUGCUACCGACGAAGAUGAUCGGACAGCAGAAUGGGUGCGGCCUUGCAGGUGCAGAGGAUCCACAAAAUGGGUUCACCAGACUUGUCUACAGCGAUGGGUUGACGAAAAGCAAAGGGGCAACAGUACAGCCAGAGUGGCUUGCCCACAGUGUAAUGCUGAAUACUUAAUUGUCUUUCCAAAACUGGGUCCAGUUGUUUAUGUAUUGGAUCUUGCAGACCGCCUCAUCUCCAAAGCAUGCCCAUUUGCAGCAGCUGGGAUAAUGGUUGGUUCUAUCUACUGGACAGCUGUCACCUAUGGCGCUGUGACUGUUAUGCAGGUUGUAGGACAUAAAGAAGGCCUAGAUGUCAUGGAGAGAGCUGACCCACUGUUCCUUUUGAUUGGACUUCCAACCAUUCCAGUUAUGCUUAUUUUGGGCAAGAUGAUUCGUUGGGAGGACUAUGUACUAAGACUGUGGCGAAAAUACUCCAAUAAAUUGCAGAUUUUAAACAGUAUAUUUCCAGGUAAUCCAUAUACAUCUGACAAUGUAUUUCAGUACCAUGGGAUCUUGGACACCCACCUGAGAAAGCAGACGGAUCCUCGGGUUAAUGACCCAUCUGAAAGACGAACCUCCGGUUCAGUACUGAGAAUAGGCUGCCCUGUUCCUCGUGUUCCAGCUGAGGCCAGCCCGCUAGCAGAUCAUGUGUCAGCUACUCGCAUUCUUUGUGGGGCUUUGGUUUUUCCUACUAUUGCCACUAUAGUUGGUAAAUUAAUGUUCAGCAGUGUCAACUCAAACCUGCAAAGGACUAUUUUGGGCGGUAUUGCCUUUGUGGCCAUCAAAGGAGCUUUUAAAGUGUACUUCAAACAACAGCAGUAUUUGCGCCAGGCCCACCGCAAGAUAUUGAAUUUUCCAGAAGAGGAGGCAUGAAAAGAAUCUGAGUGCAGCCUGGUUAAUGUGCUAUCAUUCUUAUCUAGCAGUUGUGCAUUUUUGGUUAUAUCAAAUUGUGCUGUUGUAUGGUAUUGUGGGUAUGCUGCUGGUGCAGAUUAAUGUACACAUUUUUUUUAGAAGUGAAAUAAAGCACUUUCAUUUGGCAGAAACUGGCAGCUAAUGCUAUCAGUGAUCAUUGAACCCAAGAAUGUGAUUGGCUUUGGUUGCUUUUUAAGCACUUUCUUUAUAGUGAUUCGACAGCAUAAUAUUUAAUUAGUAUUAAAACUAGUGUAACCUUUCUGCAAAGCAAAUGUUAGUUUAUAGAAUCUUGCAUUUUAAAUUUUGUUGACAAUUUAUUUUCAAAAUGUGUUAGUUGCCCAUUGUAUUUUUUUGCAACACAUCUUUUUAUUAAACCCUAGCUAUGCAAUGUCUCCCUUAUUUUAUACAGUGACGACACUAUGUUCUAUAUACACUAAGUCCAACAUUGGUUGGCUUUUUCAUGGUUGACAAAUAAUGUAUUCAAGUUUGUACAAGCUUACAGAAGAAAAGCAGUUUUUGAGAUAGUUUCUUGUUCUACUCACGCUCUCCGAGAUACUUUGUACUGUGAUGGAUACUUUUCAAUUCCUUUAGUGUAAACAUGCGUAAUACUUUUCCUCUUCAGUGCAUUAUAUUGUGGGUAAGUAAAGAGUGAUACUAAGUUCUAACCUCUUUCUCCUCUCUCUUCCCCCAACCAGCACUACCACCAAAAAGGUUGCACGCACUUCUCAUAAACAUUUUCGUUUCUUCCUUGUGCUGUUUUCCUUUAAUAGUUGCAAAGCAUUUAUAUUAAUUCAUAAUGUAUGAUAUCAAUGAUCUGGUUUGAACAUGUAUUGAUUGUACAGUAUUGCCUAUUGAUCUGUAGACUUCAUUGGCCAAAGUGUAUUAUAAAUAAAAAAAACUUUAUUAAAAA
Messenger RNA from Carcharodon carcharias (great white shark), 2308 nucleotides. RefSeq names its product membrane-associated ring finger (C3HC4) 5 (gene marchf5). The record is from RefSeq and is a predicted model, not a curated record. Bases 388 to 1359 code for a protein of 323 amino acids. The transcript is spliced from 7 exons. Gene Ontology annotation, molecular function: zinc ion binding. NCBI's taxonomy places the organism in Eukaryota, Metazoa, Chordata, Chondrichthyes, Lamniformes, Lamnidae.